AUGCCUCCACGCCCUCGUCCCUCCGCUCGGCGUUCGAGCCAGGCCCCCUCCGAGACAUCGGGUUCGACGUCACCGGAACGCGCGGCAGACGAUGAUACCGAUUUCUUCAUGGCCCAAACUAACGACUCAGAGUCAUCGAUUGGCGUUGCGACAUUUCGUGACCUUCAUAUGAACAACACUCGAUCGGCCCCGUUGCCACCAAUCGGCCGCUUGCCGCCCGAGAUCUUGAUCGCCAUCUUCUCGAAGCUGGCGGCGCCUAAGGACAUGCUCAACAGCAUGUUGGUCUGUCGGAGCUGGGCUGCAAACUGUGUGGGAAUCUUGUGGCAUCGCCCGUCAUGCAACAACUGGGAUAAUCUGAAAAGCGUCGCAUCAUCCGUGGGGAAACCCGACAGUCUGUUCGCCUAUGCGGACUUGAUCAAACGGCUCAAUCUAUCUGCCCUGACCGAGGAUGUCAGUGAUGGCACCGUUGUGCCAUUUGCGCAGUGCAAGCGCGUCGAGAGACUGACCUUGACAAAUUGCUCAAAACUCACGGACAAGGGUGUAUCGGAUCUAGUCGAGGGCAACCGACACCUCCAGGCUCUGGAUGUUUCCGACCUGGCGUCAUUGACCGACCACACUCUCUACACAGUCGCUCGCAAUUGCCCGCGUUUGCAAGGUCUGAACAUAACGGGAUGCUCCAACGUUACGGAUGAGUCGCUGCUGGUUGUCUCGCAAAACUGUCGGCAGAUCAAGAGGCUCAAAUUGAAUGGAGUUUCUGAAGUCACCGACCGCUCAAUCCAAUCCUUUGCUGAGAAUUGUCCUGCCAUUUUGGAGAUCGACCUGCACGAUUGCAAGUUGGUGACCAGUGCGUCCGUGACCGCUCUUCUCACCACGCUGCGUCAUCUUCGCGAGCUACGCCUGGCGCACUGCGUGGAGGUCAAUGACUCGGCCUUCCUCAAACUGCCUGAGCACCUCACGUUUGAUAGCAUGCGUAUUCUCGAUUUGACCGCGUGCGAUCAGGUCAAGGAUGAUGCAGUGGAGCGCAUCAUCAACGCAUCCCCACGCCUACGAAAUCUUGUCUUGGCUAAAUGUCGCUUCAUCACUGAUCGCUCCGUGGCGGCCAUCUGCAAGCUGGGCAAAAACCUGCAUUAUGUGCAUCUGGGUCACUGCUCCCAAAUCACUGACAGCGCCGUGAUCCAGUUGAUCAAGUCGUGCAAUCGCAUUCGUUACAUUGACUUGGCCUGCUGCAACAGCUUAACCGAUGUCAGUGUCAAGCAACUGGCCACUUUGCCCAAACUCCGUCGUAUCGGCCUUGUCAAUGCCAGUCUAUCACCAAUGAAAGUAUUCUGGCGCUCGCUCAUCCUCCGCGGUCCAGCCACCCGAUGUGUUCUUCCCGGGCUCCUUCUCUUCUUGAAACCUGCUCUUGUCAUGCUGACCAAACUCCGCCAGGGCAUUCGCCCUUUGAUUAAUAACUGCCCCCGUCUGACCCAUUUGAGCUUGACCGGCGUACCGGCAUUCCUGCGCGAUAACCUCACCGCGUUUUGCCGAGAAGCCCCGCCCGAGUUUACUCCCCAACAGCGCGAUGUUUUCUGCGUCUUCAGUGGCGAGGGCACCGAGGCCACCAUGUACGACGAUGACGAGGAACUGGACGAAGACGUGGGGCAAACGACUGGCCUCAUGCACGCCACUGGCAUCAACGACGAGGACUACAUGGACGUCCCCCCUCAAUGA
This is a messenger RNA of Penicillium oxalicum, 1710 nucleotides long. Its product is annotated as putative ubiquitin ligase complex F-box protein GRR1. The record is from RefSeq and is a predicted model, not a curated record. The coding region runs from base 1 to 1710 and encodes 569 amino acids. The transcript is spliced from 3 exons. NCBI's taxonomy places the organism in Eukaryota, Fungi, Ascomycota, Eurotiomycetes, Eurotiales, Aspergillaceae. Gene Ontology annotation, molecular function: protein binding.